Molecule: messenger RNA, 3054 nt
Organism: Phlebotomus argentipes
Lineage: Eukaryota; Metazoa; Arthropoda; Insecta; Diptera; Psychodidae
Product: sodium-coupled monocarboxylate transporter 2-like
Exons: 9
Coding region: 800-2677 (625 amino acids)
Biological process (GO): transmembrane transport; sodium ion transport
Cellular component (GO): membrane
Molecular function (GO): symporter activity
Source: RefSeq, a predicted model, not a curated record
AUAGCAUGUCUGGACAGAAUAAGGUGUAAACGGCGUAAACACGUUUGCGCAUAUUUGUGAUCUACUUUAAAUAUAAUUUGCGACCCCUUUAGUUUUACGAUUUAGUUAAUUGUAAAAGAGCGUAGGUAGUCUCUUUUUAUGAAUAUGUGAAUAUAGAGACUUUUAUUGAGAUUACUUUAUUUAUUUUUCACAAUUCUCUUAAACCGCAAGCAAUUGUAUUCUGAAAAUUGUGCAAAAUGUUCAUUAUUUUAGUGAUAAAUUCUCCCUGACAACGCGACUUUACAGAUAUUCAGAGAUGAGCAAAUAGUAUUCGCGUAAAGAGAUUUGCGUACAUUGCUUUAUGGAGAGUGUUAACAAUAGAGGUCUGAGCCGCUGAACUUUGGAGCGGCUGCAGCAAGGCUGAACCUUUAUGAAUUUGUAUCAAUCGAUUUAUUCAAUUACUCAAUUCUUGAGGGAAGACACACGAGACACGAGUCGACUUUAUUGGGAUACGGAUAUGUGGAAUGAUAGCGCGUGGCUUGUGUCUGGCCGACCCCACAUCAUCCCAUACUGAACGUUGAUCAGUCAAGCUGCAGCCGUUGCGAGAGUCGCACUCACUUCUGGACAGUUUCAGUUAAGCCAAUUUGACCGUGCCUUCGAGUGUCUGGCCCAAAUAGGCGUUUAGUGAAGUGGCUCUUGGGGUUCUGAAAAGGGUGAUUUUUUUUGGAUUCGUUGGCAGUGCGAUAAGAAUAGGAUUGUAAGUGUUGGAAUUGUAGUGAAAGUAGAUUUUAGCAUAAAACCCUUCAUAAGCUGCGUCACCAUGAGCGAAGACCACCCGCAAACGGACUACUUUCAUUUCCACAUAGUGGAUUACUGUGUUUUCGCCACAAUGCUAAUCUUAUCGGCAGUUUCUGGCGCUUACUUCGGCUACUUCAGGCGAAAGACGCCAGUGCAGAUAAUCCCACCGGGUCAGGGCAGCGGCAAGAAGACAGGCACUGAUUUUGGCUCUUCGUCCAUGAGUGAAUAUCUGCUGGGCUCCAGGAAGCUGAAGGCCUUCCCAGUGGCAAUGAGCCUCGUUGCCAGCUACAUUUCCGGCGUGACCAUCCUCGGCACACCAUCUGAGAUCUACAACUACGGCAUCCAGUACUGGCUGAUUGUGGUGCCCAUUCUGCUCAUGGGAGUCGCCGUGAGCUUCGUCUAUCUGCCCGUGUUCAUGAGCCUGAAGGUGGGAUCAUCUUAUGAGUACUUGGAGCUGAGAUUCAGUUCCGCUGUUCGAUCCAUGGCGUCAUUCAUGUUUGUCCUGGAUGAGAUAUUUUUCCUGCCGAUUAUCGUCUACGUUCCCGCUUUGGCAUUUAACCAAGUGACCGGAGUGAAUUUGCAUCUCAUCGCGGCAAUUGUUUGCGUUGUUUGUGUCUUCUAUACCACAAUUGGUGGAAUCAAAGCUGUCGUUCAUACGGAUGCUUGGCAAAUAGUCGUGAUGUUUAUCUCAGUCUUUGUCGUGGCAACUCUUGGGACAAUCGCCUUGGGAGGACCAGCAGAAGUUUUCAGAAGGGCCGGAGAAGGCAAUCGGCUAGACAUAUUGAACUUGAGUCCAUCUUUUUACGAGAGACACACUUUCUGGGGUGUCCUUAUCGGAGGAUUCAUGUACUGGACAUCCUUCAAUUCCGUCAACCAGACAAUGGUUCAGCGCUAUAUGUCAUUGCCCAACCUCAAAAUGGCUCGAAUUUCUAUUGCUAUCUACACAAUCGGGAUCAGCCUCUUCGUCAGCGUCUGUUGCUACGCUGGUGUCUUGAUCUACGCAUAUUACUACAAAUGUGAUCCUAGCGCUGCUGGGCUGAUCCAAGCGGACGAUCAACUCUUCCCCAAUUAUGUCAUGGAGACGGUUGGGGAUCUCAUUGGAGUGCCUGGACUGUUCAUUGCUGGAGUCUUUGGGGCAGCUCUCAGCUCCCUGUCAGUGGUCCUCAACUCCACUUCGGCCGUUCUGCUAGAGGACAUUUUGAAAGGAUGCUUCAAAGUGCAGCCAAGCGAACGCUGGGCUGCUAUAUUUGUAAAGAGCAGCAUAAUUCUUCUGGGAUGUGUUUCCUUUUCCUUGAUAUUUGUGGUAGAGAGAUUGGGAGGGAUUCUCUCUGUGGCCACAUCGCUCACUGCCAUCGCCGCAGCUACGACUUUUGGGGUCUUCACUCUAGGGAUGCUGGUACCGUGGAGUAACAACAUAGGAGCGAUUGCGGGAGUUUUGGCUGGAGCUCUGAUGUCCGGAUGGGUGUCACUGGGAUCUCAGGCUGCGGUGGCGAAUGGCUAUGUGGUUCCGCAUAAGCUUGACAUCUCAACUGAGAAUUGCCCUGCCUUCAACAGCACAGCACCUGAUUAUCCUGACGAGUCUGAUGUCUUUCCGCUCUAUCGCUUCUCAUUCCAUUGGAUCAAUCCUAUCGGAAUUGUCAGCGUUCUCGUCGUGGGCAGCAUCGUGUCUUUCCUCACGGGACCCAGGGAUCUCAAAGUGAUUGAUCCGGAACUCAUCUCUCCUGUGAUUCAUCGCUUCCUGCCUUCUGAGUGCUUCAUUCACUACGGCAGCACUGCGAUGGAGCGCAAUCGGCUCAACGACGACACUGCCCAGGAUGACGAACGCCUCGAAUUCCACGACCGUAUUAGCUAUCUAGCCACAAGUCCAGUUUCCAAGCCUACUACGAGUCAAGGAAGCUGAGGAGUCAGACUCUGUUCAGCUAUUUCUCGUGCCAAAUGAUACGAUUCACACCUCAACAUUGACGACAAAAUCCAUCGAUUUAUCUUAGGGAAUUUUCCACCCUUUUGGAUGCCAUUUUCCGGUGGUGAGAGAGAGAGAGAGUUUUGUGUUUCAUACGUUUUCAAAGAGUGCAUGCCAGGGAGAAAAUAAAUGCGAGAGGUUCACAAUAUUUGUCAACUGUGAUAAGUAGAAUUGUAUUGAAAACAAUUUACAUGAUUUUUUACACCACAAUCGUCACUUUUCUCGUAAAAUAUACAGAGUAAAAAAAACUAGAAAGCAUAGUGUUUUGUAGGCAUUUUAUGUAGUGCGAUUUUUAAAUGAAAUAAAAUGUCUUUCCU